CACAUUGUACGCCGAAAUUGAACGAGAUUCUUAAAUUGCAUUUUUAACGAACGAGCUUUUUCGAAUUUGGAAUUAAUUAAAAACAUAAUAUUUUAUAUUCGGCCAGUUUUAACAAUGUGGUAAAUGUGGAGAAUAUAAAGAGUCGCGCGUUAGAAUAAAGUUUUAAGGAUGUGGAGAAAUGUUUUAUACUCUUGUGCAGUUUAUUAUUUUUUUGUAUUAGUUUUAACUGCGCCUGCAAAUUCAUAUUCGCGCGGGCCCCAGUACAUAGUGAACGCACCGAAACACCCUUACAUCGAGGUGAAGAAUUCCACGUACCACGGCGCCGGGCCGCGGGAGGAGGCGCGCGCCAUGUGCUCCGUGCGGACGCAGGAGGUCAACGCCACCGCCAACGCCACCAUCACGCGCCGUCUGCAUGGAGUCGUCACCUCCAGGGAACUCCACAACGCGAUCCAAAGGCUGGAGGUUGUAAUCUACGGGCAGAUGCAACAACUAUGGCAGAGUCUAGACGCACUGCGCACGCACAUGAGCACGCAGCGUGCGUCGCGCGCGUCAUACCCCGACCGCCGCAGCGUGUCCUUCCGAUAUGUGCCCAAUAAGUGAAAACUUAUUACCAUUAAAGAUUUUUACUAAC
This is a messenger RNA of Aricia agestis (brown argus), 631 nucleotides long. RefSeq lists its product as uncharacterized. The record is from RefSeq and is a predicted model, not a curated record. The coding region runs from base 169 to 600 and encodes 143 amino acids. The transcript has 3 exons. NCBI's taxonomy places the organism in Eukaryota, Metazoa, Arthropoda, Insecta, Lepidoptera, Lycaenidae.